AUGACGGAAAAGCAGACCCAAGAUCUUAAGGUGGAGGAAGCGUUAAAAGGUGCAGACAUAAAACUGCUACUGAUCGAUUUUGAUGGAACUCUAUUUGUAGAUAAAGAUAUUAAGGUGCCGAAGGAAAAUAUUGAUGCAAUUAAAGAAGCGAUUGAAAGGGGAUACAUGGUUAGUAUAUGCACAGGGAGAUCCAAAGUGGGAAUCUUAAGUGCAUUUGGUGAAGAAAAUUUAAAAAAGAUGAAUUUUUAUGGGAUGCCAGGUGUGUAUAUUAAUGGAACAAUAGUGUAUGACCAGAUUGGUUAUACCUUACUUGAUGAGACUAUAGAAACGGAUGUAUAUGCUGAAUUGAUAAGUUACCUUGUUGAAAAUAAUUUAGUAAAUCAAACAAUUUUCCAUAGAGGAGAAUCUAACUAUGUCACAGAAGAUAAUAAAUAUUCUGAUUUUUUACAAAAAAUGUAUAGCGAAAACAAAAGUAUAAUAAUAAGACAUAAUGAAAUGUUAAAAUAUAGAACUAUGAAUAAAUUAAUGAUUGUUUUAGAUCCAUCAGAAUCUAAACGGGUAAUAGGGGAUUUGAAACAGAAAUUUAAAAACAAACUAACAAUAUUUACAACAUAUAAUGGACAUGCAGAAGUAACCAAAUUAGGUCAUGAUAAAUAUACAGGUAUUAAUUAUCUCCUAAAACAUUAUAAUAUUUCCAAUGAUCAAGUUUUAGUAGUGGGAGAUGCUGAAAAUGACAUUGCAAUGCUUUCAAAUUUUAAGUAUUCCUUUGCUGUUUCGAAUGCCACUGAAUCUGCCAAAUCCCAUGCCAAAUGUGUCCUUCCCUUGUCACACAAAGAGAGUGCGGUUGCUUAUUUGCUGAAGAAGGUUUUUGAUUUGAAAAAGUGA
Plasmodium gonderi is the source of this 885-nucleotide messenger RNA. Its product is annotated as haloacid dehalogenase-like hydrolase. The record is from RefSeq and is a predicted model, not a curated record. The transcript has a single exon. Gene Ontology annotation, molecular function: magnesium ion binding; phosphatase activity. The coding region runs from base 1 to 885 and encodes 294 amino acids. Gene Ontology annotation, cellular component: cytosol. Lineage: Eukaryota; Apicomplexa; Aconoidasida; Haemosporida; Plasmodiidae.